AUGGCAAACACAUCGACAACGCUCUCUAUAGUGCAGGGCUCAGCUGAACAUGCUCUCUGGGAGUUAACACUCGGUCAGCUGGUUGACCAGCAGGCUGAAGGAUUCGGCUGCAAAGACGCCAUCAUUGUCCCAUGGAGCUCCGCGCGACUGAGCUUUCGACAUUUGAGUCAGCGAAGCCAGGACUUGGCCAAGGGCCUUUUGGCCAAGGGGGUCGUAAAGGGCGACCGAGUGGCGAUAUUUUCCAGCGAUGAUGAAAGAUUCAUUGAGCUCUUCUUUGCUGUCGGACGAAUCGGGGCCAUUCUUGUGGUCCUCAACAAGACAUACACUGUGCAGGAAUGCGACAGAGCACUUCGAUAUUCCGGUGAGGAUUGA
Molecule: messenger RNA, 372 nt
Organism: Aspergillus viridinutans
Lineage: Eukaryota; Fungi; Ascomycota; Eurotiomycetes; Eurotiales; Aspergillaceae
Product: acyl-CoA synthetase member 2 mitochondrial
Exons: 1
Coding region: 1-372 (123 amino acids)
Source: RefSeq, a predicted model, not a curated record